AUGGUCGUUCAUAACCCAAACAAUUGGCAUUACGUUGAAAAAAACUGUAUUGAUUGGACUCGUCAAUAUUUCAAAGAUAAUUUAACAAAUGUUGAAGCUGAAUCUGAUGAUAAAGUUCAAAAUGUUCAUAUUUCAAAUGUUACUUCAAUUGAAGGUGAUUCAGUUGUUUCUCAAAAAAGAGGUAAAGUUAGUACCUUAUUUGAUUUAAAAUUAGUUUUAGCUUAUACUGGUAAUAUUAAUGAUCUUGAAGUUAAAGGUUCAAUAACUAUUCCAGAAAUUGCUUAUGAUUCAGAAGAAGAUGAUUAUCAAUUUCAAAUCUCUGUUUUUUCAGAAGAUUCCAAAAAUAGUGCUAUAAAAGAAGUUAUUAGACAAAAAUUAAUUCCAAAAUUAAGAAAAAUCUUCUUACAAUUUGGUAAAGAUUUAAUUUCAACUCAUGCUUCUGAUAUUCAAUUACCUGCAGAUCAAGUUAAAUCAGAAUUAACUAAAGCUAAUCAAGUUAAAUCAUCAUCAUCAUCAAACCUACCAGCUACAUCUGAAUCAUCAAAACAAACAUCAACAGGAUCAUCCUCAUCUUCCAAAACUACUUCAACUUCAUCAUCAUCUAAUGUACCAAAAUAUAAUACAUCAACUUUACAUCUUGAACCUGUUUUCAAUACAACUGCUGAACAAUUAUUCAUUACAUUCUUAGAAAAAAACAGAGUUGGUGCAUGGACAAGAGCAAAUCCAGACUUUAAUGGUGAUUUCCUUAAAGAAAAUGCCAAUUUCAAUUUAUUUGGUGGUAAUGUUUCUGGUAAAAUUACUAAAUUAAUUCCAAAUGAAUCUAUAGAACAAGAAUGGAGAUUAAAUAGUUGGAAAUCUGGUCAUUUUGCUAAAUUAAUUAUUGGAUUCCAUCAAGGUGAUUCUGAAACUAAAUUAGAUGUCUUAUUUAAAGGUAUCCCAAUUGGUGAAGAAGAUCAAGUUAGAGGUAAUUUUGAAGAUUAUUAUAUUAAAGCUAUUAAAUUAACUUUUGGUUUUGGUGCUGUUCUAUAG
This is a messenger RNA of Hansenula ciferrii, 1029 nucleotides long. It is a transcript of the gene AHA1, whose product is annotated as Aha1p. Gene Ontology annotation, molecular function: ATPase activator activity; protein-folding chaperone binding. Bases 1 to 1029 code for a protein of 342 amino acids. Gene Ontology annotation, biological process: positive regulation of ATP-dependent activity; protein folding. The transcript has a single exon. The record is from RefSeq and is a predicted model, not a curated record. Lineage: Eukaryota; Fungi; Ascomycota; Saccharomycetes; Phaffomycetales; Wickerhamomycetaceae. Gene Ontology annotation, cellular component: cytosol.